Vigna umbellata (rice bean) is the source of this 3436-nucleotide messenger RNA. The record is from RefSeq and is a predicted model, not a curated record. NCBI's taxonomy places the organism in Eukaryota, Viridiplantae, Streptophyta, Magnoliopsida, Fabales, Fabaceae.
CAGUUUAAUUUGUUAAAAUGUUGUCAUCUUAGGGAUGGAACAUCAAUUGUGCUCUCAGAUGAUGUUGGACAAAUAUAUUUUCUGAACACAGGUCAAGGCGAGUCCCAAAAAGAUGCAAAAUAUGAUCAGUUUUUUCUUGGAGAUUAUCGACCCCUUAUUCAAGAUACUCUGGGAAAUGUUCUUGAUCAGGAGACUCAACUUCCACCACAUCGAAGAAACAUUCAGGAACCUCUGUGUGAUUCUAGCAUGGUGCCAUAUCCAGAACCUUAUCAGAGUCAAUUUCAGCAACGUCGACUUGGUGCUCUUGGCAUUGAAUGGCGUCCUUCGCAGAUAAAAUAUGCUGUCGGCCCAGAUUUUAGUGGUAGCCAAGGUCAAGACUUCCCAGUCAUGCCUUUGGUAGAUUUUGAAGUAAUGGUUGAGCCACAACCAGAUUUCAUAGAUGCCACGUUAUGGGAACCAGAAUAUGACAUGAUUGUAAGUGAGGAUACUGAUUCUGAAUACAAUGUGAAUGAUGAUACUUCUAGUGCAGCUGCACAAGGGAGUGUCAUCUCUUCUAGUGAUCUAGAGUGCAGCGAAGAUGACUCUAGUAAUAAGGAUGGCCUUAGAAGAUCAAGAAGGAAAAAACAUAACGUUGGAGUUGAGGUAACAACUUCCUCUGGAAGGCGCGUUAGAAAAAGGAAUUUGGAUGAGUGUAAUGGUAAUACUUCUGGAAGUAACAGACCCAGUAAGAAAUCCAAGGGCAGUUCAAAAUCAUCAAAAAGGAAAUCUUCAAAAGCAAAGAGAUCAAGACCCCAGAGAGUUGCUGCACAUAAUGCUCGCCAUAUGUUCUCUCAAAUUGAUGAAACAUCUACUGAUGAGGAAGAUAAUGAUUCCAAUGAUGAAUCAUCAGACAGUUUCCAAGAUCCAGACGAUUUUAGUGAGCCUGAGAGGGAAAUGGACGUGAAGCAUGAUGAAUUUAAAAAGUCUCAGUUAAAAAAGUUUGCAAAUGUGUCGAAGUCUCCUGUAUGCUCUGAAUCCCAGUCAAAUGUUGAAACUAGACCAAGACUGGUACUUAAGUUUUCACUUCGUGAUUCUAAGAAGAGUGUGCCCACAGAGGACACAAAACCUACUUGUGAGACUGAGGAUAAUAUGGUAUGUCAGUCUUCUAGACCUCAACCCCAAGAAUGCCAUCAUAAAACUUUUCCAGAUUCAAAAUCUUUGGACUCUGUGCUAUCUUCUAUGACUGCAACUAAUUCUGAACUUCCCCAAAGGCACAAUGGAGAUGAAAAUGAUGAUAAGAUUCAAACUGAGAAUGCUACAAAUAAUCUGGAUCCAUCUAGAUAUGUUGAGGAAAACACAGAUCAGUGCGGAAAGGUGGAGACACACACGUAUGAACUGUCAAGAUCAGGGGAUGCUUUGCUGACUGGUGCUGAAAAUGAUGACCAUAUCGAACACAAUGCCAAUGGGAGAUCAGAACAUAUGAUUGGCAAGUUAGAGACUUCCGGUAGUAUGAUUAAUAAAGGGCUGACUGGUUUUGAAGAUGCACUUAAAAUUUCCUCACCCGAACCUUUUUCAUCUGGAAAUGCUCAGCCAAAUGCUGAUGCCUUCUGGACAUCUGGUUAUGAGAAGUUCAAUGGUGUUAAUAAAAGCCAGUCUGGGUCUGGCAAAUGUGCGGAGGACUCGAUAGAAAACAAUGAAGCUGUUCACUCAAGCCACGCUGGUGACCUGAAAAUGAAAGCACCUAUGAAAUCAACCAAGCUAAUUAUUAAAAAGAAACAGAUUUCAUCUGAAACUGAAGCUCCUUGCAAACUAAAAUUUGUUAGUUCUAAGGCAGAUUCAACUGGUGCUAGAGGUAUUGUUAUAUCUGGAAAUUCCUCUAUUACAGGUCCUAAUCUUUUACCUGAAGGUGAAGAUGACAUAAAAUUUAGUACUCCACAGCUACUGCAUUCAUAUUCUGACAAGAGAAGAGAUUACGUUCAUGAAAGGGAUAAGUCGCAUAAAGGAAAAGUCAAUCAAGAUGGUUUUGAAUCUUUUGAUUGUGAUAUUGAAGAACAUAAUUCUGUUUUCAGCAAUCAACUUGGUUUACAAAUUGGUUUGUCUGAUGUUUUAAGUGAUCCUAUACGUCGAUCACGAUCUGUAAGGAUAAAAACAACUUCUGAGGAGCCAAGCACUUCAAACAGAAGGGUUAAAAUUCAUGGGGGUCAAAGUUCGAGGGGAAAAUCUGAUUGGGAAGACUGUUCUACCAAAGUGUCUGAUCAACUUCAUCGUAGAACUAGGACUUCCAGACAUAGGCGUGAUGAACAUAUUUCCAGUAAUCCUGGUGGCUCUUUAACUCGAAGGGUGUCAAACCAUCAUGUCAAAAAUUCGUCAUGGUUGAUGCUGUCAAUGCACGAUGAUAGUUACCGAUAUAUUCCUCAACAUGGUGAUGAAGUUGUGUACUUUAGACAGGGACAUCAAGAGUACUUAGAGUCAUGUGCAUCAUCUGAAUCAGGUCCAUGGAGAUCAAUUACAGGACUAGGCUUUUCUGAAAUUUGCAAGGUUGAAGAGCUUGAGUAUGCUGAGCUCCCAGGCUCCGGGGACAGCUGUUGUAAACUUAAACUUAAAUUUGUGGAUCCUUCUUCAUACGUGCAUGGAAAAAUGUUUAAAUUGACCCUACCUGAAUUGAAUGACUUCUCUGAUUUUGUUGUUGAGAAAACAUGGUAUGAUACUGCCAUGAAGAGAAAUUGGUCUUCAAGAGAUAAAUGCAAGGUCUGGUGGAGAAAUGGAGACGGGGAUGGUGGAAACUGGUGGGAUGGUAGAAUUAUUUCAGUGCAGGCCAAAUCUCAUGACUUUCCUGAUAGUCCUUGGGAACGGUGUCAGAUCCAGUACAAGAAUGAUCCAACCGAGAAUCAUCUGCAUAGUCCGUGGGAACUGCGUGAUCCUGAUCCUGAGAUUCAAUGGAAGCAUCCCCAUAUUGAUCACACAAUCAGAGAUAAGCUGCUUUCCUACUUCACUAAAUUAGAUCGCAGGGAGAAAUUUGAUAUCCAAGCAUUGAACAAAGUAGCUGAAAAAUUAGAGUUUGCAAACAGGUUUCCCGUCCCACUCUAUCCUGAAUUGAUUCAGUCAAGGUUGGAGAAUGACUACUAUCGUACUGUGGAAGGUGUCAAGCAUGAUAUAAUGGUAAUGUUAUCAAAUGCCGAAGACUUCUUUACAAUUACAAAAAGUGUUCAGCUGUUGGGCAAGAUCAGGAGAAUAUCAGACUGGUUUAGAAAGAAACUUGAAAGGGUAUAGAAGGCCCAAAUUGGGUUUUAUAGGUUUCUUCUAACAUUGUUUUUCAUUCUUUAAUCCAAUUUUGGAGAAUUAGUUGGUAUUUAAGUUGGUUUUAUAGAAUGGUGAAGGGCAUAGGUGGUGGGUAAAUAUCAGCUAUCACGUGUAUAUAUACGAACUCAUCCUUUUUAAUGCCAAUUGCCGUUUUGAA